AUGAGCCUGUGGCAGAAAAACCACACCUUAAGCUCUGCGUUUAUUAUCCUGGGUUUUGGGGAGCUGGCUGAAUUGAAAAUCCUCUUUUUCGGACUGUUGCUAGUGAUGCACCUGGUCACCCUAGCAGGGCACACAACCAUUGUGCUCGUCACCCUCAUUGACAGCUGUCUCCAGACCCCCAUGUAUUUUUUCCUCCGGAACCUGUCCGCCAUUGAAAUUUGCUAUACGUUGGUUAUUGUCCCCAACAUGCUGGCCAACUUCCUGUCCAGAAGCCAGCAGAUGCCCUUCCUUGGCUGUGCUCUACAAAUGCACCUCUUCAUUGCCUUGGGUGGGGCAGAGUGUUUCCUGCUGCUCGCGAUGGCCUACGACCGCUUCGUGGCCAUCUGCAAUCCCUUACGCUACACACUCACCGUCACCAGGGUCCUGUGCCUGCAGCUGCUGACCUCCGCGUGCCUUAGUGGCUUCGCUCUCUCGCUCACCCUGACGGUACUGAUAUUCCUCCUGCCCUUUUGCCAGUCCCACGAGAUCAAUCACUUCUUCUGCGACAUCCCUGCCGUGCUCUUCCUGGCCUGCUCCGACACCCGAGCCAAUGAGGUUGUGGUCUUCCUCGUCUGCACACUCAUCCUGCUGAUUCCCUUCCUGCUCAUCCUGCUCUCCUACGGGUUCAUAAUCGCUGCCAUCCUCAGGAUCCACUCAGCGGAGGGCAGAAGCAAAGCCUUCUCCACCUGUGCCGGCCACCUCCUGGUCUCCCUUCUGCACUACGGCUGUGCGAUAUUCAUCUACAGUCGCCCCAAGUCCUGCUACACUCCCGAACAGGACAAAAUUGUGUCUCUGGUCUACACCAAUGUGACCCCCAUGCUCUACCCUAUGAUCUACAGUUUGAGGAACAAAGAAGUCAAGGGCGCCCUCAGGAGACUCCUGGAAAGCCGGGGCCGCUGA
This is a messenger RNA of Cavia porcellus (domestic guinea pig), 939 nucleotides long. Its product is annotated as olfactory receptor 10V1-like. Gene Ontology annotation, cellular component: plasma membrane. Lineage: Eukaryota; Metazoa; Chordata; Mammalia; Rodentia; Caviidae. Bases 1 to 939 code for a protein of 312 amino acids. The record is from RefSeq and is a predicted model, not a curated record. Gene Ontology annotation, molecular function: G protein-coupled receptor activity; olfactory receptor activity. Gene Ontology annotation, biological process: G protein-coupled receptor signaling pathway; detection of chemical stimulus involved in sensory perception of smell. The transcript has a single exon.